AAGAGAGAUAACUCUAAAUUCCAGCCUUACGUCUCUGGGACAAAGUCAGGUGACACACCAGUCAAAACACGCCAUUCAACAUACAGGGAAAUUGUAAUGAUACAGAAUAUAUAAAGUAGCCAUGGACCCCCACCGCAGUGCUCAAGAUGUCGUCCGAUGUGACCUUUGUGAGACAGCUAUAGUACAGAUGUACUGUGAUUUCUGCCAUGUCAACCUAUGCAUUGCCUGUAUAGGAAAACAUGUUGCUGAUGACUAUCAAAAACACAUAGUAGUACCAUUCCAAAAACGAAAAUCUACCUUGAUUUAUCCAAAGUGUAGUACACAUCAAAACAAAGUCUGUGAAUUACGUUGUAAGGAAUGCGACAUGUUUGUCUGUUCCUUGUGUACUGCUGCAGAUAAACACAAGGGUCAUACAUUUUUAAUUCUUUCUGAAAUCUACAACAAAAGAAAAGCAGACAUUACAAAAGAUUCAGAGGAGAUAGAAAACAUUAUUUCUCCAACAUAUGAAGAUAUGGCCACUGAUUUAGAAACUCAAAUAGCCAACUUGGAUGGAGAAUAUGUGAAAUUCACAACAGUAGUUACAAAACAUGGAGAGGAAUGGCACAAAGAAAUUGACAAUGUCAUCAACAAAAUGAAAAAUGAAAUAGAAGAGAUGAAAAUCAAACACCUGGAAAUUCUGAAGAAACAUUUGGAUGAAAUUAAGCAGAUACAGUCCCUUAUUGAGCAAUCACUGAUUACUCUGAAGAAAAUGGAGGAAUCCAAUGAAGUGUCUGUGACCAUGGAAUACAGAUCCCAAAACAAAGAAUUCAGAAAACUUCCUCCCAAAGUCCGAGUCUCACUGCCUACAUUUAGUCCAAACACGAUAGAGAGUGAACAGCUUUACAAGUCACUGGGAUCUUUGAUACCAUUAUCAUUUACCAAAGAUGAAAAUGGAUACAUGCUGAAGAAAGCAGAAACCUCACCCAAAGAACUGAUGGAUGAACCAGAGCUUGUCACUACAAUAGAUACUGGGUAUAAAAAUCUCCGCAGUGUCACCUGUCUGAGUGAAGAAGAAUUCUGGACAAGUGCAGAAGUCAGUGGUAUGAAAUGCUUUAAUGUUCAAGGUACAGUUAUUAAUACAAUCAAAACAAAAUGGGGGAUAAUACCAUGUGAUAUAGCAGUGACAAGUGAUGGAGAUCUAGUGUACUCUGACUGGGUAAUGAAGACUGUGAAUAAAGUGAAGAGUGGACAGACAGAGGAGGUGAUAAGAGUACAGGGCUGGAUACCCGGCAAUUUCUGUGUCACCUCCUCUGGUGAUCUUCUGGUUACCAUGUUCAAUGUUGAUAAAGCACAAUCCAAAGUUGUCCGUUACUCAGGUUCCACAGAGAAACAAACAAUUCAGUAUGAUGAUGAGGGUAAGCCUCUAUAUUCAGGAAAUGCUCAAAUUAAUUACAUCAGUGAGAACAGAAACCUGGAUAUCUGUGUGGCUGACUGUGGAGCUGGUGCAGUAGUGGUGGUCAAUCAGUCAGGAAAACUCCGAUUCAGAUACACUGGUCAUUCUUCUACUACCAAAAACAAAGCAUUCAAACCCUGGGGAAUCACAACAGACAGUCAGAGUCAGAUCCUGACAGCAGACGGUGAUAACCACUGUAUCCACAUCCUGGACCAGAAUGGACAGUUCCUCCGCUAUAUAGAUAACUGUCAUCUGAAGGUCCCAUUCGGUUUAAGUGUGGACAAAAGUGACAACUUGUUUGUUGCUGAGUUUGAUAGUGGAAAUGUGAUGAAAAUCAAAUAUCUACAAUAAAUAUUAUUGUUUAUAUCCAAGUUAGAGACUUAAUUCAAAGUAUUGAGGUAAAUGUUAAAACUUCUUUCAUCUGCCAGGAUGCACAGGAAUAGUGAAAUCUCAAUUUCAGACAAUCCACUCUAGUCACUUAAACAUGUUAAAGACCCAAAAUAAUACACAGGACAUGUCUCUGGGGCGUCUGCAGAGUUUCAGUGAUGAUACUGUUUGUAUAAUGGUUGUGUCUGUAGAUAACAGGGAGCUGACACACAGUCUACACCCACCCACCCUCUUUUUUCUCUCUCUCUCACUCAUGUCGACUCAUUGGCUGAAUGAAUAACUUCUUUUAUAAAUAUAGAACUAUCAUAAAUUGAUUAUAUAAAUUAUUUCAGUAAGUUAGAAAUUAAUGUGGAAAGUAUUGUUUGAUUUUCUGAUUGUGAAAUUUAUAAUACAGACCACAGUCUCUGCAGAUAUCACUCCACCUGAGAUCUAUUGUUAAAUGUUUGAAUGACAAGCAGCUUACUAUUUUGGGGGUGUUAUCUUAAAAUUGGGUCUCUAACUACUGUCCCCUCUAGAUAUUAUAUCAUUGACACUACUGAAUUCUCUAAUGGAUGUCCAACUUCCAAAGCACAACAAAUAACAAACCUUAUUGAUAGCAGAUAUAUCUUAUUGGCAUACUUCAUAUCUUUGUUACCCCCCCCCCCUUCCACACACACACACACACACACACACACAAAUGAAAUUGGGGGUACAUGUAUCUUGAUUUCAUGCUGUCUAUCUUUUGGUAGACUUUUAAAAAAAUUCUACUAUUAAUUUUGUCUGAUGGUAUUGUUAUUGUUUAGAAAAUACUGAAUUUUAUUCUAUGUAAACCUGUUCAUCUUUUUCAGAUUGACUCAUUUUAUUUUGAUUAGGCAUGUCAAUUUUUAUCGAUAUCUUUAUCAGCACAUUCUGUCAGUACUAUCUUGUGUAUGUAACACAAAAACAUUAAAUGUUUGUACUUGAUA
Ostrea edulis (European flat oyster) is the source of this 2763-nucleotide messenger RNA. RefSeq names its product E3 ubiquitin-protein ligase Midline-1-like. Bases 122 to 1783 code for a protein of 553 amino acids. The record is from RefSeq and is a predicted model, not a curated record. The transcript has 2 exons. NCBI's taxonomy places the organism in Eukaryota, Metazoa, Mollusca, Bivalvia, Ostreida, Ostreidae. Gene Ontology annotation, molecular function: protein binding; zinc ion binding; ubiquitin-protein transferase activity. Gene Ontology annotation, biological process: positive regulation of DNA-templated transcription. Gene Ontology annotation, cellular component: nucleoplasm; chromatin.